AUGAACGAAAGUAUUUACUUCAACAAUCACAACCAAAAUGAAAAUCGUACAAUUAAUAGUACUUCAUCAUUACCUUUAAAUGACAAUGAUUCAAAAUUAAUAGAAAAUGCACUUACAACUGCUCCAAAUACUACAAUACAAACAAAUCCAAUUAAUGAUGUUGAUUUUAGUAAUCUAAAUAACAUUAACACAAGUACUUCACAACUUUCAAAUAUUAGUGCUUCAACAACUAAAUCAAAAGGUUUAUCUAAAUUGUUUUCAAGAAAAAGAUCUUUAACUAAUAUAGCUGAUAAACCUUUUUCAGGAGCAAAUUAUAUUGAUGUAGAUUCACUAAGUUCAGAUCGUGCAAUUGAUUCCUCAACUACAACUCAAAGAAAACAUUCAUCAUUAAGAUUAAUUAAGAAGAAACAACAAUCAACUACUGAAACUAUAUUGAAACCAGAAACUUCAGACAAAAGUCCUUCUUUGCUGGGUAGUGUCAAAUCUAGAAAAAAUUCAAUUAAUUCUCCAGUUACUAGUAUUCUGAAUUUAUUUCAUAAAUCAUCCAGUUCCAAUAAAUUAGAUGGGAAAAAUAUUGAUGAUCAAUUAUAUUCUGGUCAACUGAGAACUGGUUUAUGUUUAUCCUCAAAUAAUUCAAAUUCAACUAUAACUAAUCCUCAACUGGCAAAGCUUUUUAAAUUUACAAAUCCUAAUUAUACCAAUGAUGAAUAUGAUGGAAUAACAGAUCAUAAAUCUUUUUUGGAUAUUCAUAAAAAAAUGUCAACCCCAGCUGAUCUGUAUAUUCAAAAUAAAUUAAAUAAACAUAAUCAACCAGAAUUAGGUUUAGGUAUUGUAACAGAUCUGGACAAUAAAAUUACAGAUAAAGAAGUUGAUAGAGCCCAUAGGCAAUUUAUGCUUUUAUUUAAACAUAUAUUUACACCAUCAACUCAAGGUCUAUUUGAUUAUGGUUUACAAUAUCCAAGUACUGGUUUUUCUUUAGAAGAGUUUGGAUUAGUGAUAAGAGAUCAUUUUAAAAAUUUAACAACUGGAAAAGAACUUGUAAAAGAAAUGAAUCCUAAAUCAAUCAAAUCUAAAUCUAAAAAUAAUAAGCUUAGUGUGAAACAUCACAAGCAAAACCAACAAAUGAAAGAACAGAAUGAAAUUGAAGAAGAAAACUUCACAAUAUUAAAAACUGAAGAGGUUAUUUAUGAAUUGCUGUCAAUGCUUAAUCAAGGUAUGCAAUAUUUAAAAUCAGAUAUGUCAAAAUUAAUUAAAUUAGAAAUACUUAAUAAAAAUAAAAAACAAAUUGUGAGUGAAACUGAAGAACUACAACAUGAGUGGAAUUUAUUGUCAAAAUCAUGGAUUUAUUAUAAUACAAAAAUUAGAUUCCAAUUACUUCAAAUAUUAACACCAUUAGAGUUUUAUUUAAACAAUCAUAAUGAAGAAGAUACUUUUCAAAGUGAUUCCAAUUUGCCAAAGUUUGAUGAAUUUUUAUUACAAUCAUUUUAUAUUACAUUUAUUGGUCCAUUUUUAAAUAAAAGAGAUUAUAAAUUAUUGAAUUUAGAAAAUACUGGACCUAAUUUUAAACUAUUAAACGAAAAUGAAUUAAAAUAUAUGAUUAAAAAUCCUAAAAUUAUUUGUACAAUAAUUGAAUGUUUUGGAGCUAUUCAAAGUAUUCAAUAUUCUUCAUUAAUUAAACCUGAAAAUGAAAAUUUAAAUCAUCUUCAUAUUUUAAAUUUAAUGAUAUCAGAAUUAUCAAAUAUUAAUGUUCAGUAA
Lodderomyces jiufengensis is the source of this 1755-nucleotide messenger RNA. RefSeq lists its product as uncharacterized. The transcript has a single exon. Lineage: Eukaryota; Fungi; Ascomycota; Pichiomycetes; Serinales; Debaryomycetaceae. The record is from RefSeq and is a predicted model, not a curated record. Bases 1 to 1755 code for a protein of 584 amino acids.